AUGAGAAAUAUGGACAGUUACAUUGUUAACAAUCUUGAACGUCGCCUUGGCAUGGAUCUCAAUGGUGAUGGAUAUAUAGGUGGGCAAGGAUAUUUAGGUAUGCUUGAAAGAAUAACGAGAGUAGAUAUUAAUGGCGAUGGCAUACUUGGUCGUAGACCGGAUGUUGUUCCUGGAUAUCCCGCAGUAUACGGUUAUCCUUCAAUGGUAUAUACUCCACAAGGCCGGAUUUAUGCAACAAAUAACUAUGUUGCUCCAUUCUCGAGUAGCCGCUAUUACUACUAA
Messenger RNA from Rotaria socialis, 282 nucleotides. The record is from the annotation of a GenBank genome assembly. NCBI's taxonomy places the organism in Eukaryota, Metazoa, Rotifera, Eurotatoria, Philodinida, Philodinidae.